CUUCUCUUCCAUCUUCACCUAGGAGAAACCCGAACGUAAAACCCUAAUAAGCCAUGGCAUACCGUCUCAUAUCGAUGAGCAAACCUUCUUUUCCCCCAUUAUUCUCUAGCACAAACGCAAACUCUACUCGCAACUGCAAUUCCUUCUCACCUUCCUCCAUUCUUCCACUAUUCAACUGCAAACGCCGGAAGAAACUCCGCAAAAAGCUCUCCAGUCCCCGCGUCAAACCCAUCGCUUCAUCCACUCCGCGCCCUCUUCCAUCCCUCGAUGCUAUCAUCCACCGCGACUCCCUCUUCCGGUUUAUAUCACGCACCCGUUGCUUUCUCUCCCAUCAACCCCUGCACCUCAUCUCUCUAUCCGCCGCCGGCAAGCUUCAUCGCGAGCUCGGCUUCUCUCGCGGCCGCAAACCCUCACGAUUCGCUGCUCGCCAUCCCCUUCUUCUCCGCAUCUUCCCACACCCCUCGCCCUAUGGACCCCCUCACCUCUCCUUCACUCCCCUAAUGGAAUCCCUCCUAUCGGAGGAGAAAUCCAUAUUCAAUGCUUCUGAAGAAGAUCGCGUCACUGUGAUUCGCAAGCUUCUCAUGAUCUCUUCCGGUCGCCGUAUCCCCCUUGCUAAGCUCCAUCACUGCCGCCACGUUCUUGGCCUUCCCGACGACUUCCGCGACCGUGUUCGGAAGUACACUGACUUCUUCCGAGUCGCUGUAGAUCCCGACGGCCGUCACGUUCUCGAGCUCAUUGAAUGGGACCCGGCUCUUGCCGUCAGCGCGCUCGAACGCGACUGCGUUGCGGAUGAGCACCGUGUUCGUCGAACCUUCAAAUUUGCCAUUCCUCACGGGAAGCAUUUAGGUUUAGAUGAGGAUGAUGAGAGAAGGAUGAAUUCUUUGACGACGCUGCCUUUGAUCUCACCAUAUACUGUCGGCUCUGAGCUGAAGCCAUGGACAGUGGAAGCGGAGAAGUAUAGGGUUGGGGUGAUUCAUGAGUUUUUGAGUUUGACGGUGGAGAAAAGGGCGUAUAUUCAUCAUAUAGUGGAGUUCAAAGAGGAGUUUGGUCUUACGAGGCAUACUUACCAUAUGCUCUUGAAGCAGCCGCGGGCAUUUUACUUGGCUGGGACGGAGAUGAACUGGGCUGUUUUCUUGAGAGAUGCUUAUAAUAAGGAUGGGACCUUGAUAGAGAAGGGCCCUCUGGUCUUGUUCGAGGAGAAGUUAAGAAGGUAUGCUCUCAUGAAGGAAGGAGAAGAAGAGGUAGAGCUGGGAGUUGCCGGAGCUAUUAGAGUUUGAAAUGGCAUGGAAUUUUGAACUUUUCAUCUCAGAUUUUUUGGAAAGGGAGAAAUUAUUUUUAGGGUCAAAUUCAUUUCAGGAAGAGAAUGUAUGGCUUGGUGGGAUGCAUUGAAGGUUGUUGCAUAAAUGAGUUAAUUAAAUUUACAUGUAGGCUCCAGACCGUAUUGGAUAUGUGAUAAGAAUUUGAUGGGAAAUAACCUGCCACUUGGAACGCAGGUUUGUCGGGCAUUCAAGAUAUGCUACGGACAGUGAAUUAUGGACUAGUGUUGAAGCUGGUUGUUUUUAUAACAAGAAGUCUCAAAUGACAUGUUGCUGUCCGAAAAUUUGAGCCAAAGCAACGCCAGACUUAAAUUGAGCAGAGUGGAUCUCAUUUAAAAUGUUUUAUUUGAUCCAAUGGAGAGGUAUGUCUAGUUCUGAUUCCUGCAUCUAUAAUUUAUUGGAGUGCUUUUUAACUUUUCAAAUUGUUGCUUGUACAAGCUGAUGUAAAUUUGAUGCUGACUGAGAUCCAAAAUGCUGACACAGUCUUCUAUAAUUUGACCACCAUUGUCAACAAAAGAUGUAUGCCAUAAACUCAAAAGUUUAAGUAAAUGGAUAAGGCCUACAACUAAUGUAUUAAGAACUCAACUAUUAUUUCAUUGUUGAUGUCGAAUUAUUUUUAUUCUUA
Molecule: messenger RNA, 1941 nt
Organism: Dendrobium catenatum
Lineage: Eukaryota; Viridiplantae; Streptophyta; Magnoliopsida; Asparagales; Orchidaceae
Product: protein WHAT'S THIS FACTOR 1, chloroplastic
Exons: 2
Coding region: 54-1277 (407 amino acids)
Molecular function (GO): RNA binding
Source: RefSeq, a predicted model, not a curated record